Messenger RNA from Acanthosepion pharaonis, 630 nucleotides. NCBI's taxonomy places the organism in Eukaryota, Metazoa, Mollusca, Cephalopoda, Sepiida, Sepiidae. The record is from the annotation of a GenBank genome assembly.
AUGGGAUGGGUAUCCAUGCUUUUUGUGCUUCUUUCUUCAGUGACUGGUUUAAAGAAAUUUAAUUUAUAUGAAGGAAUAGAACCAAUACUGAAGAUAUUCCAAACAGCAGCUUUACUUGAGAUAUUACAUGUGGCACUGGGAUUGGUUAAAUCAAAUUUAACUAUGACAACUUUCCAGGUUUUUUCUCGGAUAUUUGUUGUGUGGGGCAUUAUGCAUAAUAUACCAGAAAUACACAACCACGUUUCCGUUAUGAUGUUUCUUUUUGCUUGGUUUGUCACUGAAUCUAUUCGGUACACAUAUUACUUCUUCAUGCUCAUUGGAUUUAUACCUUACUAUUUAAUAUGGGCUCGGUAUUCCUUGUUUAUUGGUCUUUAUCCUCUUGGAGUUGUUGGUGAAUUGCUUUGUAUGUAUAAAAGUCUUCAUUAUGUUGAAGAAAGAGGAAUCUUAAAUUUAACUUUACCAAAUCGCUUGAAUGCAUCCUUCAAUUUUUACUAUUUCCUCAUUGCCGUGAUGCUCAGUUACAUUCCUAUCUUUCCUCAACUAUUCUCUCAUAUGUUGACACACAGAGAGAAAGCACUCAGGCUCAUGGCAAAGAAAAGUGCAGAAAUUACAAAGAAAAAGCAAAACUGA